Messenger RNA from Pelodiscus sinensis (Chinese soft-shelled turtle), 702 nucleotides. Lineage: Eukaryota; Metazoa; Chordata; Testudines; Trionychidae. The record is from RefSeq and is a predicted model, not a curated record.
AUGUCAAAUUCCAACACAACUGUCUUCACCAACCCCUCCACCUUCAUCCUUCUGGGCAUUUCUGGCCUCGAGGUGGCCCAUAUAUGGAUCUCCAUCCCCUUCUGUGCCAUGUACAUCAUAGCCCUCUUAGGGAACUUCAUCAUCCUGCUCAUCGUGAAGACAGACCUGAGUCUCCAUGAGCCCAUGUACUAUUUUCUCUGCAUGCUGGCCAUUACCGACCUGGUCCUGUCUACGUCCAUCCUGCCCAAAAUGCUGGGGAUCUUUUAUUUCAAUUCAAGGGAGAUCGAUUUCAAUUCCUGCUUCACCCAGAUGUUUUUUGUUCAUGGCUUCUUUAUGAUGGAGUCUGGGAUCUUUGUGGCCAUGGCUGUGGAUCGCUAUGUGGCUAUCUGCCAUCCCCUGAGAUAUUCCGCCAUCAUGACAAAGUCUGUUGUGGCCAUUGGUGCCCUGAUGGUUGUACUGCGCGGCAUCAUACUUAUACUUCCCAUGGUCCUUGUGGCGAGGCAGUGGCCAUAUUGCAGAACCAACAUCAUCCCCCACACACAGUGUGGGCACAUGGGUGUGAACGUGCCUCAAUAUUUCAAUGUUCUCAUGUCCAACAUAUGCGUCUUGGUGCCCCCCAUGCUCAACCCCAUCAUCUACGGAGUGAAAACCAAACAAAUCCGGGAAAGGCUACUUGGGCUAGUUAAACCUAAAGGCACCUAA